AUGGCAAGUUUUGGGACUAAUGUAUCCAGAAUUACCAGCUUCAUACUAACAGGCUUCCCAGAGAUGGAGGGCCUGGAGCACUGGUUAGCUGCCUUUCUCUUGCUGCUAUAUGCAAUCUCCAUUGUGGGAAAUGCCUUAAUUCUCUUCAUUAUAAAGGAGGAGCAGAGCUUGCACCAGCCAAUGUACUACUUCUUAUCUCUGUUGUCUGUUAAUGACCUGGGCGUAUCCUUUUCUACGUUGCCCACUGUAUUGGCUGCCAUGUGCUUUCAUGCUCCAGAUACUGCCUUUGAUGCCUGCUUGAGCCAAAUGUUCUUCAUUCACUUUUUCUCCUGGACUGAAUCUGGGAUCCUGCUGGCCAUGAGUUUUGAUCGCUACGUGGCCAUCUGUAACCCCUUGCGUUAUUCUACAGUGCUGACUGAUAUCCGAGUGGCUCACAUGGGCAUAUCCAUCAUCAUCCGCAGCUUCUGCAUGGUCUUCCCACUGCCUUUCCUUCUGAAGAGGCUGCCCUUUUGUAAAGCCAAUGUGCUUAUUCAUUCCUACUGCUUACACCCAGACCUGAUCCGCCUGCCCUGUGGAGAUACCACCAUCAACAGCAUGUACGGCCUAUCCAUUGUCAUCUCUGCCUUUGGGGUGGACUCCGUGCUCAUUCUCCUCUCUUAUGUUCUCAUCCUGCGUUCUGUGCUGGCCAUUGCUUCCCAGGAGGAGAGGCUUAAGACGCUCAACACGUGUGUGUCACACAUCUGUGCUGUGCUCGUCUUCUAUGUGCCCAUGGUUAGUGUGUCCAUGGUUCAUCGAUUUGGGAAGGAUGCCCCUGAGUAUGUGCACAAGUUCAUGUCCCUGGUAUAUCUCUUUGUGCCUCCUAUGCUCAACCCAAUUAUAUAUUCCAUUAAGACAAAGGAAAUCCGUAAGAGAUUACGGAAAAUGCUAUUGGGACCUAAGUUAUGA
Molecule: messenger RNA, 945 nt
Organism: Talpa occidentalis (Iberian mole)
Lineage: Eukaryota; Metazoa; Chordata; Mammalia; Eulipotyphla; Talpidae
Product: olfactory receptor 51I2-like
Exons: 1
Coding region: 1-945 (314 amino acids)
Biological process (GO): G protein-coupled receptor signaling pathway
Cellular component (GO): membrane
Molecular function (GO): olfactory receptor activity; G protein-coupled receptor activity
Source: RefSeq, a predicted model, not a curated record